CUUUUAUUUUCCAGCAGUGUACGAUUCAAGCUCUCUGAAAGAAAGCAAGAAGGAAGAAAAGGGGACAGAAGAAAAGAGGGACUGACUGCAGCUGUAGCAGUUGGAACUUUUUCUCACAACUCGUCUUCCUCCAUACUCUCUCCUCUCUGCUAUCCAACAUUGUAGCUUCACCAAGAUGAAGCUGAAGGAGGACCUGAACCCCAUGCUGCUGCUCCUCUUCCACCUCAUGGUAUGGAUCUACACCUUCCUCACCUUCAUGCCCUCUUACAUCCUCAGCUGGGUCUCCAGACCCGACGUGGGCUGCUGCGGCUCCGAGGAGGAGCGAGCCAAGAAGAUGAAGGCCCACUCGGUGCUGGGAUGUCCCGAGGGACCCUACCGAGCUGUGAGCGCCACUAAGAGGUUGGCGACGUCACUGCACCCAGGAGUGGACACCUUGGAUAAGAUGUUUGAGGACGCAGCCAUGAGGUUCCCACACCGAGACUGUCUCGGGACGAGGGAGGUGAUCAGUGAGGAGGACGAGCAACAGAGCAAUGGAAAGGUGUUCAAGAAGGUAGUUCUGGGGGAGUACUGCUGGCUCUCCUAUGCGGAAAUCCUCACUGCAGCGUCCCAACUGGGCAGCGGUUUGGCAUUACUGGGUCAGCAGCCAAAAAACAACGUUGCCAUCUUCUGUGAGACACGGGCCGAGUGGAUCAUUGCUGCACAGGCAUGCUUCAUGUACAACUUCCCAUUGGUCACCCUUUACUCCACGCUGGGAGGUCCAGCCAUUGCUCAUGGGCUGAAUGAGACUCAGGUCACCCUUGUCAUCACCAGCAGAGAACUCCUGGAGACCAGACUCAAGGCUAUCCUAAUUGAAGUUCCGAGACUGCAGCAUAUCAUUGUAGUGGAUAACACACCAACCUCGUGGCCCGGCUAUCCACGUGGCAUCAGUGUCCACAACAUGGCUGCCGUUCAGAAGCUGGGAGCCAGGCCUGAGAAUGCCGCACGUGAGCGCAAGCCGGCGCUGCCUUCAGACAUUGCAGUCAUCAUGUACACCAGUGGAUCCACAGGCAUACCAAAGGGCGUCAUGAUCUCCCAUAGCAACAUCAUCGCUUGCAUCACAGGCAUGGCUGAGCGGAUACCCAACCUGUGUGAGGAGGACACCUACAUUGGCUACCUGCCUCUCGCCCAUGUACUGGAGCUCAGUGCAGAGCUCGUAUGUUUUUCUCAUGGCUGUAGGAUCGGUUAUUCCUCACCUCAGACUCUAGCUGACCAGUCAACCAAGAUCAAGAAAGGAAGCAAGGGGGAUGCCAGCGCCCUGCAGCCCACUCUGAUGGCAGCUGUCCCGGAGAUCAUGGAUCGUAUCUAUAAGAACGUGAUGACCAAGGUGGAGGAGAUGAACUGUGUCCAGAGAACACUCUUCAUUCUGGCAUACAACUACAAACUGGAGCAGCUUGCCAAAGGAUACAGCACACCUCUAUGUGACAAGCUGGUGUUCAGGAAAAUUCGCUCUCUGCUGGGAGGUCGGACGCGGGUGUUGUUAUCAGGUGGAGCGCCGCUCUCUGCCACCACGCAACGCUUCAUGAAUGUGUGUUUAUGCUGUCCGGUGGGUCAGGGAUACGGCCUGACGGAGACCUGCGGUGCUGGAACCAUUAGCGAGCUGUGGGAUUACAGCACUGGGAGAGUGGGAGGGCCGCUGGUUUGCUGUGAAAUCAAGCUCAAAGACUGGGUGGAGGGUGGUUAUCGCAGAACUGACAAGCCACAUCCAAGAGGAGAGAUUCUGAUUGGUGGACCCAACGUAACCAUGGGAUACUACAAGAACGAGGUGAAAAACCAAGAUUUCUUUGUAGAUGAGAACGGCCAGCGGUGGUUCUGUACAGGAGACAUCGGAGAGUUUCAAGAAGAUGGGUGCCUCAAGAUAAUCGAUCGUAAGAAAGACUUGGUGAAGCUGCAGGCAGGAGAGUACGUCUCCCUGGGAAAGGUGGAGGCCGUGUUGAAGAACUGCCCUCUGGUCGAGAACAUUUGUGCCUAUGCUAACAGUGACGAGACAUACGUGAUUGGCUUUGUGGUGCCCAAUCAGAAGCAGUUGCUGGCUCUGGCUGACCAGUACGGUAUUCGAGGCACAUGGGAGGAGCUGUGCGAAAGUAAGGCCAUGGAGGAGCUGGUCCUCAAGAUCAUCACUGAGGCUGCUCUAGCAGCCCAGCUAGAGCGCUUUGAGAUCCCUCUCAAGAUCUGUCUGAGCCCAGACCCAUGGACUCCCGAGACAGGAUUAGUAACUGAUGCAUUCAAGCUCAAACGCAAGGAGCUGAAAACACAUUACCAGGACGACAUUGAGAGAAUGUACGGUGGGAAAUAACGACAAGGACCAGAACAGCAUUGUUCACUCUCAAAGCACCGACCAACACUUGACUCUGAACACGCCUAGUACUCUUUCACUGCUCCUCUACAGUAUAUCCCUUCCCAUGAGCAUAAGCCUGACCUGAAUUUGUGGUAAAUAUUAACAGAAAGAAGCUUAAGGGUAUGCUGUUACCAGUUCCAUCAUGGAACCAGCUUUUACUUGAAUUUGUAACUAAAGACAGGCUGAAAAAGAAAACACAAGAGAUCCCAGCCUUUUCCCUUCUUUUCGCCCAGGUGUAUGACCUCUUUGUGGGGAUCUUUAUUGUUCCAGAUGCGAGUUAUGAAACAGAUGGUGUGUUAGCUGAUGUUGUCUGUUGAACUCUUUCUGAAUGCCACAGCAGAAGCUCAGGUUAGGCGGACAGGUUUGUUGCCUUGUUUGCUUUGUCUAUAAGACACUAGAUUGGUUACAUAUAUCUCUAAAUCUUUCCUUAAAUUCAUGUUGAUUCUCUUAUUUAACUUAAAAGUUUCAAAUGUAUACUUCCUGCAGGUCAGGAGACAGUCUUUUGUUUCUUUUUUUUUCUUCUUUUUUCUAACAAUUGUUUAUUUUGUCUCCCACCCACAGUGGGACUUUGACUCCCCUGGACGUGGGGCGUCUCUCAUCAGUACAUAUUGAUACCAAAAGCACAAAGUCAUUUGAGGGCUAAUGAGAGCAGCUUGGUCAAAAAACUGCUAAGGUCAUAUCUGGUCGAACAAUUUGUAUCUUUUUCAUUAUCAACAUUAAGGCUUUUUUUCAGAAAUGAGAAUAAAUUGCACCUAAUAGUCUUAUUUAGAAAGAAAAGAAACAAAGAUGCACUGUUGUUUAGUCUAUUAUAUUUUCCUACAGUGAUAGAGUAUACUUUUUUAUGUGCUGUACAGACCACAUUGUUCACAAAAAUGCACAUUUACUUGCUUGUAUUACAAAUGAAAUGACUGUGUAAUCAUUGUCAUAUGUGAAAAAUCAUAGUGCACUAUGAAAAUGUAUCAUGUCUGUCCAAAUAAGGCAGUUGAUUACAGUUAGGACAUAAAUACAAAUUUCUCAAUGUGCCUGGGUGGGUUGCAAAAUUAGCUCACUUUGACAAGUGCGACUUCGGUGUGUGUAGCAAACAUUUAUUCUGCCGGACUGUCAUUACCAUCUUAAAGUCACAUAUUUUUGUCAUCUUCACAAGUAUGACUAAGUGUGUGACUCAAGUCCAUACUCGGCACAAACAUGGCCCCAGAAUCCCUCACAAUGUGACACCUGUUGCCUUCUCUUGUGAUUCUGAGUCACCCCUUUUCUAUUCCCUUACUUUCUCCGUGAGUGUAUAUGUACACACACACACACACACACAUAUAUAUAUGUAUGUAUGUGGAGCGGUGAUCAGCAGAUGAAGCACAUGUAUAGCCUCUAUUUUAACUUCGUUAUCAUAGACUUCUUUUGAAGCUCCACUCCCCCUUUGUAUCCAGAGCCUGCAUUGUAACAUAAGUGCACCUAACUAUUUAUUUGUAAUUUGCCUUUGGAAAACUACUCAAAUGAAGAAAAUAAAGAUUGUGUUUGGUCUACA
This is a messenger RNA of Sander lucioperca (pikeperch), 3893 nucleotides long. It is a transcript of the gene acsl3a, whose product is annotated as acyl-CoA synthetase long chain family member 3a. NCBI's taxonomy places the organism in Eukaryota, Metazoa, Chordata, Actinopteri, Perciformes, Percidae. Gene Ontology annotation, cellular component: endoplasmic reticulum; plasma membrane; lipid droplet. The transcript has 14 exons. Gene Ontology annotation, biological process: neuron differentiation; long-chain fatty acid metabolic process; long-chain fatty-acyl-CoA metabolic process. The coding region runs from base 176 to 2332 and encodes 718 amino acids. Gene Ontology annotation, molecular function: long-chain fatty acid-CoA ligase activity. The record is from RefSeq and is a predicted model, not a curated record.